CCUCUGCCCGCCCGCCCCGCGGCCAUGGUGCGGCGGCUGCGCUACCCGGAGCGGAAGCUGCUGCGGCGGCUGUCGCUGGUGAGCUGGGAGGCGGCGGGCGGCCUGGCCGAGGUGCGGGCGCUGCGGCGCUACCGCCUGGGCCGCCGGGAGGACUGGGCUCGCUACAAGGCGCUGGCCCGGGCCGUGCGGGGCCUGGCCCGCCGCCUCCGCGACCUGGGGCCGCCCAGCGCCGCCUUCCGAGCCCGCUGCACCGCCGCCCUGCUGGGCAAGCUGUACGGCCUGGGGGUGCUGGGCUCCCGGCGCUCGCUGGCCCUCUGCGAGAAGGUGUCGGCCGCCUCCUUCUGCCGCCGCCGCCUGCCCUGCGUGCUGCUGAAGCUGCGCAUGGCGCAGGACCUGCGGCACGCCGUCACCUUCGUGGAGCAGGGCCACGUGCGCGUGGGGCCCGACGUGGUGACCGACCCCGCGCUGCUGGUGCCGCGCGCCGUCGAGGACUUCGUCACCUGGGCCGACGGCUCGCGCCUGCGCCAGAAGGUCCUCGACUACAACCAGGAGCGGGACGACUUCGACCUGGCCGCGUAG
Cygnus olor (mute swan) is the source of this 579-nucleotide messenger RNA. RefSeq names its product IMP U3 small nucleolar ribonucleoprotein 3 (gene IMP3). The record is from RefSeq and is a predicted model, not a curated record. The transcript has a single exon. Gene Ontology annotation, cellular component: small-subunit processome; Mpp10 complex; small ribosomal subunit. Gene Ontology annotation, molecular function: snoRNA binding; structural constituent of ribosome; rRNA binding. Gene Ontology annotation, biological process: rRNA processing. Lineage: Eukaryota; Metazoa; Chordata; Aves; Anseriformes; Anatidae. Bases 25 to 579 code for a protein of 184 amino acids.